UCUGAGCCUCACCGGUGUUUUAACCAUAAUGGGGAGAGACGGUGACAAGCGGUAACACUUGUCCCCCUGAAUUAAUUGGCGAGGGUGACGACAGGAAAACUAAAAUUCCCCCCCUCUCCUUGUCGUAAACCGGCCCGAGUGGUCGCCAACUACAUGCUCCGCAUUCAGCAGCAGCCUCGAAGAAACAGCGGAGAGAGACUCAGCAUCGAGCUGCUGUGUCUGCAGCCGAGGAGGAGAGAGGGAUGCGAGGAUUUGAAAGGAGAUAAAUACAGCACAUUCGUCAUUUUUUAAAAUUUAAAUGAUUCCCUGUCAGUAUGGGGUGUGUGUUCAGUUAACAAAGACGGAGAUAAACCUGAUUUUUGUUCUCUAUCGUUUUGGUAAGCUCCAGUCGGUGAAAAAAUGAGGAUAAUAUGCAGAUAGGGCGUUUUUAAAGUCCACCUUUUUGUCGUGGGCAAGCGGCUAGCGUUAGCCAGGUUUCUCCCAUGGACCUGCUCCUGCUAGCGUGAGUUUAUUAGCCCAGGUUUUUUUUUUGUGUGGUCGGUGGUCAUUUCUAUUCGCUUUUUGAACUAGCUCUCGAUAUCGGAUGAAAUCUCGUCUCUGCCAUCCAUCCCAGUGUUGUGUUAGGGGCCUCUGCUGCCAAACUGCGUCACCGAGUGGGCACUGCAGGUAUUCAUCCCCAGUCUGCGUGUUAGGAAGUCUAGCCAUGGCACGCAUGACCUGGAAACCAAAGUGACUGAACUUUAAAAAAGAAAGAAAAAAUCACCAUGGAGCCAGAGGCCAAUUCAAACUCCGAGGCCCACCAAGGACUGAAAUAUCCCAAGUCUCAGUGUGAACUGGCUGUCAAUAUGCAUGAGGCCAUGGGUGAUGGGAAUGUCAAUCUUAUGGACUCAGUAGUGAGAGGUGGGAGCGACCCCAGUGCAGACCCUUCCUCCAGUUAUCAGAGGAAUGUGCAUCAGAGAUUCAUCAGGAGAAGUCUGUGGUUCUCGGACACAGACGAGCAAGCUUUUGAAGCACCUGAAUGUGAUAACAGGAGUAAGGCCCUGAACAUAAACCUGCGAACAAUAGUCGAUAGGACGCUGGGGACUAGUGGUGGGAUACAGGAGGGCUCCAGCACUGAAAGUCAAGGUGGGCAAAAAGACAGUGCAACAGAGAGUGCCAGCGCCGACGAAAAGGAGAAAGGUGGAGAUGCAUUAAACGUCACAUGCAACGAUGGUGGUAAAAACGCCAUCAAGGCAGCCAGCGAGGAGACUGAGGAGGAGGCAGAGAUGAAGGCAGUCUCGACAUCUCCGGGAGGAAGGUUUCUCAAAUUUGACAUCGAGCUGGGGAGAGGGUCCUUCAAGACGGUCUACAAGGGCCUGGAUACUGAGACCUGGGUGGAGGUUGCGUGGUGCGAGUUGCAGGAUCGCAAGCUGUCAAAAGUGGAACGCCAGCGCUUUAAGGAGGAGGCAGAGAUGUUGAAGGGUCUUCAACAUCCCAACAUUGUCCGUUUCUAUGACUUUUGGGAGUCACCCGUUAAAGGGAAGAAGUGCAUUGUUUUAGUAACAGAGCUCAUGACGUCAGGAACGCUAAAAACCUACCUGAAGCGCUUCAAGGUAAUGAAGCCCAAGGUUCUAAGAAGCUGGUGCAGACAGAUCCUGAAAGGCCUUCACUUUCUCCACACCAGGACCCCUCCCAUAAUCCAUAGGGACCUCAAAUGUGAUAACAUCUUUAUCACUGGACCUACGGGGUCGGUUAAGAUAGGGGAUCUAGGACUGGCCACACUCAAGGCGGCUUCCUUUGCUAAGAGCGUCAUAGGUACUCCAGAGUUCAUGGCUCCAGAGAUGUAUGAGGAGCACUAUGACGAAGCAGUGGAUGUCUACGCAUUUGGCAUGUGUAUGCUUGAGAUGGCCACCUCAGAAUAUCCCUACUCCGAGUGUCAGAACGCUGCUCAGAUUUACCGCAAAGUCACUAGUGGAGUGAAGCCAGCCAGCUACAACAAGGUCAUGGAUCCUGAAAUCAAAGAGAUUAUUGGGGAGUGUAUCUGCCAAAAGAAAGAGGAGCGGUAUACCAUCAAGGAUCUGUUGAACCACGCUUUCUUUGCUGAGGACACAGGUGUGAGGGUCGAGCUCGCUGAGGAGGAUGAUGGGAAAAAGGCCUCAAUAGCCCUGAAAUUGUGGGUGGAGGACCACAAGAAGUUAAAAGGGAAGUAUAAGGAGACAGGGGCCAUCGAGUUCACGUUUGACCUGGAAAAGGAGGUUCCUGAGGUUGUUGCGCAAGAGAUGGUGGAGUCUGGCUUCUUCCAUGAGAGUGAUGCUAAGACUGUGGGAAAGUCGAUCAGGGACCGUGUGGCACUGAUCAAAUGGAGAAGAGAGAGAACAGUGUCUGCUGCAGUUCCAGUGGAUCAAGGUGAAGGGGGGAGCAGGGUCCAGAUGACACCAUCUCAGGGCAUCUCUGUUGGGGCAGCACAUAUAGGACAGGCCCCUCUGCUGGAGCCAGAAGAACCAGAGGCAGACCAGCACAACCGGCUACGUAACCUACCAGCCAGUGCCACCUCAGUGACAUCAGACAGCACACUUGACAGUGGCAUGGGCUCCACUGUGUACUCAGACUCCCACAGCAGCCAGCAGAGUGUCCUCUACCAGUCCCUGCUGGAGCCUAUCACUAUGGCAACGCAGCAGUGCCAGAGAAGUAGCCCUGUUCUGACAGAUCGACCACACUCCUGUGAAAAGGGUGAAGUAUGGGGGGCAGCACUGAGCCCAGAGCACAGGACUCGUUUGGGAGCUGCAGCCCGGAGAGGAAGUGCUCCUGUUAUUGACACUCAAAGGUCAAACCACAUCGCUCAACUCCAUGCUCUCAUUCAAUCUCAGAGAUCAAUCAGUCCCACCCCUACAGUACCAGAACACCAAUCAGUGCUCAGCCCCACUGAGCUUCACUCCGAGGCUGAGGAUGGGUUCCCCUCCCAGAGUGCUCUGCCAGUACUGCAGGUGUCCCCUGUCUUUUCACCUCCUGAGUCCCGCCGCUUUAGUGACACCAGUAUCAAGUCUUCAUCAAAGGUUAUCAGUGAGAACUUGUCACUGCCUGUGCCAAGUGGACGCAGACACUCUGACCUCAGUGGUCUCCUAAGUUUAACCUCUCAUCAUAACCAUAUGUAUAGAAACCAUGUGUGCCAGGCCUGCCUCUCUUUACUUCUUCUGAAGUCACGAGAGGGGAGCCACCGCCAUCCUUCUGUUGUGCCAACACACCACUGUCCAUGUGACUUUAGACACCAGCUGUCCCCCAGUGGAACAAUGACCACCUCUGGUAAUGGACGGCCAAAGGGUCUGAGUGAUUGUUCAGAUUUCUCAGUGCUGCAGAAGUCCCUGUUGAAUAUAAUCUGCCGCAAAGCAGCCCCUUGUCACACCACACCCUCCCAAGCCUCCCUACUGCACACGUCAGCUGCCCACAAAUCUGCCCGCAGUAUUGGAGACAGAAACCUGAAGAGUCAUCUCCAGACUGGCAGUUCAGGUGGGGACCAAGAACACCUCCAGGACUACAAGGAUAGAUUCUGUGCCAGAGAGCAGCAAGUUACCGGUGCUGUAGGAGUGGCCAGUUCUGCAGGUCACCAGAAUCAACCAUCUGUCCAGGGCCUGCCUUCAUCCAGCACAGCAGUGCACACACCUCUGCAGUACCUCCAGCCUGGACACAGCUACCCUGCUGCUCCGUAUCCUGGCCAGCCCAGUGCUGCAGCACCAGCUAGUCUGUGUUCAGUCAACAUCCAGCAUGCAGUCAGUGCUGCCAACUACACACCUUCAAAUGUGCAACAGACCCAAGCCACAGCAAAUAUCUCAGCAUCAGCUGUGCCACAACAUGUUGCACAGAGCUACCAAGCGCUAGGUCAUCAACAACAGCAGGCAAGCUCUUCGAUAUUUCCCUUACAAAUCCAACAAACUUGUCAGAACUGUGUGGCCCCAACUCAACAGUCACAAUCUGCAUCAGGAUAUCCUACUACAGUCCAGCAACAGACUGCUGCGGCGGCAACCAGCCUGCCAACACAGCAGCCAGCACAAAGCUACCCUCUUGCAUCUGUAGCCUCAACUAUGGCAUCUAUGGCCCAGUGUCACCCUGCACAAGCUCCCAGUGCACUGCAGCAGGUCCAAGCUGCAGUUAAACUGCAAAGUCAGCAACCUGGUCUGAGCUCCUCUCCACCAGCACUUUACAGCCAACAGAUACACGUUCAGCAAGAGCACCAACAGCCCUUAAUGCAAAAUACACAAUCCAGUAUACACCAUACACAAAAUGCCGGGCAGGCUUACAUUCAGCCUCAACUCCAACAUAUCCAAGAAACUGUGCAUGUCAUACACCAACAGAUGACACAGCCUACCCAUCAGUCCCCUGGUCAGCAACAAGUACACACCCCAACUCUACAGCAUCACAGUCAGAAAGUCAUGCAGACAGCAGAUUCCCAACAGAGCCAAGAUGUAUCUCAGUUGGCAGUUCUACAGGCUCCUGCCUCUCAGUCUCAUCACACACCAACCCUAGUUGCACAAGUUGCCGCCACACAUCAGAAUUACCCCGAUGCUAGCUCUCAGAGCUAUGCACAUUCUGCCCUCAAUGUCCUACAGCAACAGACUGCUCCAGCUCAAAGCCAGUACCUGCCCGCACAGUCUACCACUGCUCCAGCUGCUUCCCAGCAUAGCCAGGCUGCUCAUAUGACCCAACAGUUUCAACCCUACCUUUGCGUCGCUGCUUUCCUGAAUCAGAAUAUUCCCUCUGGUCAAGGCCUUUCACAACUUGGACAAGAUGGACAGAGCAAUGUGCAAAAUCUCACCCAGUCAGCUUCAAGUGUCCCAGCCCAGGCACUACCUCUUCAACAGUCAAUGGCUCAGGCUGCUGUCCACCAGCAGCUGCAACCUCUGCAGAUUUCAACUUCGCUACCACCAACGCACCCAUCCCAGCAGGUUCCUCAGCAGGCCCAGGUCAGCCAUCCUGAGCUUGUCCCUGCUGUUCAACCAGUCCAGCCUGCUCAGCUCACCCAACCUGCAGUCUUCUCCGCGCCUGUGCAGAAUGCUUCAGACCUGGGCACAGCUGCUGUUGCCCAGCUGGAUCACAAGAACCCAUGCCAGCUGCCCCCGCAGGCCCAAAGUCAGGUUCAGAGCCAGAUUCCUGUGCUGCAACCCUCUGACUCUCAGAGAGGAUUGUCUGGGUCUGCCAGCUCCAGUCUGACUCAGCAGAAACAGCUCAGUGCUCUUGCAGGAGCUGCAGGUCAGGGUCCAACAGAGACCAACAUGGAGGAUCUAGUAUCAGAGAAACAAAGUGGAGGGCAGAGCUAUGACAGUGUCAACUCUGAUGCCACAUCAGGGAAGGAGAUGAGUGAUGGUUAUGAGGGGACACAUGGAAGUAAAGGCGAGGGGAAAGUCCGCAAACACCACCGCAGGUCAACACGCACUCGCUCUCGGCAAGAGAAGAUUAGCAGACCAAAGCUCAAUAUGCUCAACGUGUGUAACACAGGGGAUAAGAUGGUAGAGUGUCAGUUGGAAACUCAUAACCAUAAGAUGGUGACUUUCAAGUUUGACCUGGAUGGAGAUGCACCAGAAGAGAUUGCUACAUACAUGGUGGAGAAUGAUUUCAUUCUGCUUGUAGAGAAAGAAGUAUUCAUUGAGCAGCUGAAGGACAUUGUGGACAAGGCUAUGGACAUGCUGAGUGAGGACACUGAGGGUGAGAGGAACUCUGACCAAGGAGGCAGUCCCAAGCAGACUGAAGGAGCUGGCACUCUGGGAAUGGAGGGAUUGAAGGCUUCUGCACCCAGUACUCCACUGGUGUACCAGCAAAAUGUCCUCCACACUGGCAAGCGCUGGUUUAUCAUCUGCCCUGUGGCUGAGACGCCCCUGCAAGACAAAGAGAAGACUACACCUCACACUUCUGCAGCCCAGGAAUCUGAACAGUCUGCAUCAUCAUCAGUCAGGCACAACAGUAACACCACUGCAGUGUCUACCCAGGUCGCCUCUUUAUCUUCCCAAACCCCGUCCUCCUCCUCUCUGCCCCCUGCAGCUCAGACCUCAGUGCAAGACCAAAACAUUGGCAAAGCCCACGUCCAACAGCCAGAGCCCUGUGUAAGAAAAAAUGCUCUUGCUGCUGCUGGUGUAAGCCAUCACAAUUCCCCUCCUAUGGAAGAGCCUUGCAUCUCUGCUGUCUCUAUGGUAAAGGACAUGCCAUGCUGUGCUAUUGUGCCACCUGUCUCUCUGGAUGUGAAUGCCAUUGAUAAGGGAGCAGCUGGUGGUUUGGCCUCUUCACAAACUAAUCAGCCCAAUCAGAAGGCCAGUCCUACUGGAGAACUACCCCUUCAACUGGCCUCCCAUCAGUCUGUGGUCCUGCAGCAGCCCUAUGCCACGUCCAUGCAGCCUGGUACAGUCACCUCCCAGCCCCAGAGUCCAGCACAUCAGAACUCCCAGAACUCCCAGUCAUCAAGUCACCAGCAGCCAGCAAGUGGAGGGACAGGGGAGUCGGACAGUGAGGGACCACGCAGGGUGGAGUUUGUUGACCGCACCAUUAAGACUUUGGAUGAGAAGCUGAGAAAUCUUUUGUACCAGGAGCAUGCUCCCUCUCAGCCCUCUGGCUCUGCGUCUGACCCCCAUGCCUCCAGCACAGAUGGGGUCACCUCACCACCAGUCUCAGACGGCCAGAGCACUGAGGGAGCACUUGCGAAAAAGAAGGGAGAGCCACUGCCGCAGAUUCCAGAGCGCACAGAUAGUGUGGGUGCACUAAGUGACUCUGCAGUGGCUGCCACCAACAAGAUUUUGAACAGAAAAGAUCUGACGGCUAACUCCAGUUCAUAUAGCUCCAAAAGCCGUUUUCAAAUUGUCCCCACUCCACCGGAUGUCAUUUGUCGUUUAGAGAAAAGCAAGAUGAGUCGCAGCAGCUGCACUUCCCCAGCACCCUCUAGUGGUUCUGGAGGGUCUCACAGCCAGACUCAGGGCCCAGACAGGAAAGAAAAGGGCUGUGUGGCUGCUGGCAGGUCCUCUUUGACAGCUGAAGAUGAAAAAGUAGGAACAUCCAAACCUCACAUCAGUAAUCGCUACUCUGCCCCACCUAACUUCUACCAGGCUACCCCAACUUCCAGCCCUGAUGUCACCCCAUGCCGUAUCCCACGGGCCCAGACCAUUGAUUCGCCAAUUCAUUACCAAUACUCCUCUCACCUCUACUCUGACUCAGCAGAUGAGGACAGCAGCAGUGUAGCCCUUGCGCCGGCCCACCCAGUUCCUCCGCCUCAUGCUUUGUCUGAGCACAGUGGAAGCGACCUCAUGAAGAGGGCAGUGGCCUUCCUGCGGCGCUCUGGUCGGAGCAAAAGUGAGCAGAGCUCUGAUUCACCGAGCCGACAGCCCGUGUCAAUGAAUGGUCACGCUCCCUCCCCUUCUGCAGGACAUGCUUACUCAUCCUACAUCAGCAGUGACAAUGACUCUGAGUUUGAGGAUGCAGAUAUGAGGAAAGAACUACAGAAACUGAGAGAAAAACACAUGAAGGAGAUCUCUGAGCUGCAGGCUUACCAGAGGAACGAGAUUGAGCGUUUGUACAAGGAACUGGGCAAAACUCUGCCCUCCAAUGUCGGACUACUUCAUGCUGCACCUCCGAGUGGCCGCAGGCGCAGGGCCAGCAAACACAAGCUAAAGGCUGGAAAACUGCUCAAUCCGAUGGUGCAGCAGCUCAGAAACAAUCUUAACACCACUGCUGCUGAGAGGAAAGGUGAGAGUGCUGCUAGUUCAUCUGGCUCUCCUGCUAAAAGUUCGAUUCUGUCAGAUGGCUCUGCCCACUCGAGUGGUAGCUCCAGCUCCAGCAGUCAGUCUAGAACCGCCCCAGAGCAGGUCCACACUCAGCAACCCUGUUCCCUGAAGGGCUCUUUCUCCUCAGACAACAUCUAUGCUGGGGGGCUACACAGUGACGGAAUGACUAACCAAGCAGGACCUGGCCAAGGCUGGACGGUUUACCACCAAACGUCAGAGAGAGUCACCUAUAAAUCUAGUAGCAAACCACGCACUAGAUUCCUCAGUGGACCUGUGUCUCUGUCCAUCUGGUCCACUCUGAAACGACUAUGUCUAGGCAAAGAACGCAGUAGUAGGUCGUCUCUCGGCACCACCACAGCUCAGACAGCCUCCAGUCAGACGCAGCCAUCACUCACCACGGCCGCAGCCACAGCCACGGCCACACCCUCUCCAUCACCUCAGCCACUCCCCAGGCUCGCUCAGGUCCAGACCAACAACAGCAACAACAAGAAAGGCACAUUUACUGAUGACCUUCACAAACUGGUAGACGACUGGACGAAGGAGACUGUAGCGGCGGCCCAUCAGCCACGCCCCUCCCUGAAUCAGAUCAAACAACAGAGACGCCAGCAGGACCUGGAAGGCAAAGCUCCACCAAUGGGAGCAGCUACAUAUGAGAUGAAAUGCCAUGUUCGUCCCAGCAAGUUCCAGCUGCCUCUUUCCUGCCCCCUGACUGCUGCUUUAAGCCCCGGUAUGCCCACAACCCUAGGUCCCAACUCCACAGCAAUGCUCCCUCCUGGGUACCUUUUGCCAGCAGGUUCUUAUGGCGGGAUGGCUCCCAGUCCUCUUUACCCCCAGCAGUGGCCUGGCUUGCCUAGUCCUGUAGGGUCUGUGGGUCCUGUAGGCCUGCUUGGUGCUGCAAGAAUGAUGCCCUACGCCACAAUGGCAAAUCCAGGGAUCCAAGCCUACCCUCUGGCCAUGCACAACCCAGAGAAUGGCCCUUGUCAGAAAACCACUAGGACUACUUAUUCUGCUAACUAAAUAUAUCGUUGGUGUGUACGGGCCGGAAAGUCCAACUCCACUCUGUUCUGAUUCACCAGAGUCACAUAUGUACAUAAUCUGAUCUUGUAAAUAACUUGAUGCAAGUGUUGAUGUCUGUAGUAACUUGUGUGUGUGGAUGUAUGUGUGUAUAUUAUACAGUACAUGUUCAGUAUGUAUGUCUGAAUACCUAAUGCUUUUUAGCUUUGGUCUUGACUAAACUCAGCCAUACGAGACAUUUUGUCCGCUGUCACGAAAACAUAUUUCACCAUAUUCUUUGUUACUGCAUUUAUUUUGCCUUUCUCUACAGUUACGUACACUUUAAACACUACAUUGGAAUCCAAAAACCAGUGGCUUGAGAUACAGUAACAGGACAGUAUUUAUGACGAAAGUAUUUGAAGGAAUGUAGUGCCUUGAACAUUUUUUUUCUCUUCUGUGAAACAAAGCAUGUCUGCAUCCAAGUUAUUUUAUUUGAUGGUAGCUUGAGUGCAGUCUCCUUUUUUUUUAAUGCAUUACAGACACUUUUGUUUUUGGUUUACAUGUGAAUGCCCUUGUAGUACUGCACUAUUAACACAGUAUAUGCUCUUAUUUAAAUAAUAAAAUCAUGUUUUAACCCUUGUUUACUUUCCACCCCUGUGACAGAUGGAAUGCCAUAGUGGUGAGAUGUACCGUUGCCUUGCAGAAACAAAUGAUUAAUGUGCGACUGAUAAGAGAAGGAAGAGAAAAAAGGAAAAAAAAAAAAAAAGCCAGCAGCCAAAAUCCACUCUUUCAGGUCAAAUGGUUCAGUGGGACACAGCCUCUUUUGCAUGGGACAACAGAUGUGUUGGACCGCACAUGAGUUGGCAGUGUUGUAGCCUCGUGCUAGGAAAGGCGGUGUCCAGAGCCAUGUAUACUGUACAUAGUUGUUUCUACAGUAUAUGCCUCUGGUAGUAUUCUGAUCAGAAUGUAGCAAUUAAUAUGUGAAGGCUUGAGGCUUAAAAGUGCAAUUUAACCCCUCCACAAAGCUUUGAUCGUGGCCUUGCCACAAGCCUUAUCUCUGAUGUGUGCGACAGGAGCAAGCUGAAAAGUUGAACAAAAGUUACAAAAUCACACCAAGCGACAGACAAGCAAAGGAUAAACAUUACACAGCACCAAGCAAACUCUGAAUUCACUACUGCUUAGAUGUUCUUUCAACUUGGCUGUCCUAGUACCCAGCAUACACUGUAUGUGAAAUGUUUUGUGCAAUCACCAGUUGAGUCUGAUAAUUGAAAAUUAUUUUAUGUUUAAAGCUUGAUUUCCCCCCCUCCCUUUUUUUUUGAUGCUGCUAUUAUCUGAGGUAAUUCCACUGUACAUUUAAGCAUUAUAUUCACGUUAGAUGGUACUUAAAAAUAAAAAACUCCUCAAAUUAAAUUAACAGAUGAGACACUCAUAAAGCAGUGUUAUUGCCUUGUUGAACUUUUGAUGUGUUUGUUCCCCAGCCUCUUUUUUUUCUUUUCUUUUCAUUUUCUUAUCUGUAAUAUAUUGCAAAAUUCAAAUGAUACUUGAUGUGGGAGAUUUGCACAACUUAUAGUCUCCCAAAACUCUAACCUAUGGUAAAGAGUUUCCUACACUGUAUAUAGUGGGUUUCAUCGCCUGUAAUUUUAUAUCACUGACAAGCAUGGCCAACUUUUCGUGUUCCACAAAACAAUGAUAAAACAAUACAACUGCUACGGUUAGAAAUUUCACAUUGCCACAACACAUUUGAAACGUUUCAGCACCCCAAUCCUGCCAAGCUGUGAAUUGUACAGUUUUCUUGUAGUUUAUAUUUGUACAUUCUGUUUGUUUGACUGUGUAGGGGUGGUGGAGGGGUUGCUUUGAUGUAUAUUAUUCCAUCAAUUCGGUUUGAAUUGGACUUUUAUAGGAUAUUAUGCAGAUUCUUCUGCUUUGGUGAAAUACUUCCAGUAGUAAGAGAUUUCUGUUCUCUGUCACUUGUACCUGGUAUAUUUUGUUCCACCUCCCCCGCUGUUAACUCAUGAUGGUGAGCAGAGGAGGGAAUAACUAUCGUUGGCAUAUUCAUGUGGAUGCAGUGAUCAAAUGGAGCUGAAAUGCACAGAGGAGGACCAGCCCUGACACUCUGCUCAUCUCACUCCUCUCUCUGGACUGCAUUGCCCCCUGGUGAAUAUGCUGUGAUUGUCAAAAGCUUGUCUUUAAAAACUGUGUGGGAUUGCUUCUGCCUGCUGUAUGUCCCACUGCAUUACCCCACCCUAUCCUGCUGCACUCUAAUCACAGACUGUAUGUUGAGAGAGAAAUAAAUAUUAUUUUGUGCUUGA
This is a messenger RNA of Scomber japonicus (chub mackerel), 11035 nucleotides long. RefSeq names its product serine/threonine-protein kinase WNK2. Gene Ontology annotation, cellular component: cytosol; cytoplasm. Lineage: Eukaryota; Metazoa; Chordata; Actinopteri; Scombriformes; Scombridae. Bases 765 to 8750 code for a protein of 2661 amino acids. The record is from RefSeq and is a predicted model, not a curated record. The transcript has 30 exons. Gene Ontology annotation, molecular function: protein serine/threonine kinase activity; ATP binding; potassium channel inhibitor activity. Gene Ontology annotation, biological process: monoatomic ion homeostasis; protein phosphorylation; negative regulation of sodium ion transport.